AUGGCUCGACGGACUCUCAGCGCCCUCGUCCUGGCGGCGGCCGCGCCGCUCCUCAUCGAUUCUUCGUCCCAGGCGCGCCACAGCGGCGCAGUGUUCCUGCUCUCCUUCGCAGGCACCGUCCCGAGCGUCGCCGCGGCAGACAAGUCGAGACUCAGCGCUGCAGACGCCGACGACCUGCAGCUGGUCGCCGACGAGGACGGCGGCGUCCGCCUCGCCAGCCACACCCUCGGCACGCCCAGCAGAGCGCCGCGCGGUGGCGUGCUCUCCCGCAAGCGGUUGUCCGCUGCCGUCACCGCCUUGGCGCUCUCCGCCGCCGUCGGCGUCCUCGUGAAAGGCCUCGUUGACCGCAGCCGCGCCGCAGCGACGCCGGCGAAAUCAGUUGACCAAGUGGAGCCGCCGAGACCACUUGACGAAGUGGAGCUGCCGAGACCACUUGACGAAGUGGAGCUGCCGAGGCCACCUGACCAAGUGAAGCUGCCGAGGCCUCGUGACCAAGUGGAGCCGCCGAGACCACUUGACGAAGUGGAGCCGCCGAGGCCUUUUGACGAAGUGGAGCUGCCGAGGCCUCGUGACCAAGUGGAGCCGCCGAGGCCACUUGACGAAGUGGAGCCGCCGAGGCCUUUUGACGAAGUGGAGCUGCCGAGGCCUCUUGACCAACUGGAGCUGCCGAGGCCUCUUGACCAACUGGAGCUGCCGAGGCGUCGUGACCAAGUGGAGCUGCCGAUAGAAGCGAUGGCGGCGAAGCCCGUUGCCGCGAAGCCUGCGGCGUUGCGUUUCGGUUUUCUUGAGAAGGCCAAAAGGUACCUCGAGGUUUUCGGGAAUGACGUUAAGGACGCCCUCGGCACGAAGAGGAGCGCUGCCGCAGUUGUGAUCAUGGCGCUGGUGACCUUGGCUCUCACUGUCGCCGCGAUUUACAUCUCACGAGCGAACAAGCAGCACUCGCCGGAGAAGGUCGUUGAAGCAUUCCUCUCUGCUGUGUCCCCCUAG
Molecule: messenger RNA, 987 nt
Organism: Besnoitia besnoiti
Lineage: Eukaryota; Apicomplexa; Conoidasida; Eucoccidiorida; Sarcocystidae
Exons: 1
Coding region: 1-987 (328 amino acids)
Source: RefSeq, a predicted model, not a curated record